Phytophthora nicotianae INRA-310 is the source of this 783-nucleotide messenger RNA. RefSeq lists its product as hypothetical. Bases 1 to 783 code for a protein of 260 amino acids. Gene Ontology annotation, biological process: regulation of transcription by RNA polymerase II. Gene Ontology annotation, molecular function: RNA polymerase II cis-regulatory region sequence-specific DNA binding; DNA-binding transcription factor activity, RNA polymerase II-specific. The record is from RefSeq and is a predicted model, not a curated record. The transcript has a single exon. NCBI's taxonomy places the organism in Eukaryota, Oomycota, Peronosporomycetes, Peronosporales, Peronosporaceae. Gene Ontology annotation, cellular component: nucleus.
AUGUCGACCUCUGUGUACCAAUUCGUCUCCACCAUGACCCCGCGGUUCGCGUCGGAAGUACUGAAACCCAUGACGCUCUCAUCGUCUUCCGCCUCAAGCAAGGCAUUCGCACCCUAUUUGACUUUCCAAUGCGGUGAAUGCCCGCGACAGUUUUCGCGUCGCUAUGCGUUGCAGGAGCACCUCGCUACGCACACAGGCGAGAAGGCCUACCGAUGCCCUGCACGCGGCUGUGGUAAGCGCUUCACCACAACCAGCAACCUGGCGCGCCACCGCCGUCUGCACGGCGACGAACUGCAACCGCUCGCGUGUCCUUCACCUGGGUGCACCAAGAUGUUCACCACGCAGCACAAACUACAGCGUCACGUGCGCGUGCACGUGGGCACACCCAUGCGCCGCUGCAAGUUUGCGAAUUGCAACAAGACCUUUAGCUCUACGGGCAACUUGAACCGCCACAUGCGCAACCAGCACAUCCGCUUCGGACACCCGCUGGCCAGCGAGGCCAAGAAAGAGGAGCAGUCGCCCACGAGCGUGGACACCGACCCAGUCAAUAUGUACGCGUGGGGUGGCAACAGUCCUACUGGUGUUGAGAUGCAGGUCACCCCUAUUGGCGAGGACUUGAAGCUGGACGCUAGCAGGGAACACUACGUCUCCGAUGAAGAGCUACUGGAAGUGCUCUCGUGCCUGCUAGAUGAUGACGAACCAAAAGACAAGAAGGAAAAAUCCAAGGACGUAGUGACGGCCACGACACUACGUCCGGCAAAGUCAAAGCAGGUUGAGCUGUAG